CUUAGCAACGGUUGCUACCAACCCAGACCAGUGUUAGCCUUCUGUGUGUGUCCCAAGAUCCGUCUGGGGUUUUACUUUGGAUACUUUCCACUGGUUGCAUAGCUCAGUGUAACCAUGCCACAACGCAGAUCAGUCACCAGUGGCCUGUCAGUCAACAGCAAGAUGGACACUGAUGGUUCAGUGGAAUCAGAGAUGGCCAAACUGCAGAGACAGUUCAAGAUAAUGGAGCGGGAUCGGCAACGCUACGACAUUCAAGCCCGGGAGCAGAUUCACAAAGAACAACAGGAGAUACAGAAGCUGCUUAAAGAGCAGGAGGAUAUUCAGCAAAAUCUUGGUGCUUGUAAGAGCAUGUCCCAACAACAGAAGGACGAUGAAGAAACUCAGAGAAUACACUGUCUGUUGGAACAGUGGGAGACAGCACAAGAGGAGUGUGAGACACAAAAACAAAGUCAGAAACAACUUGAUAAAGAGAUCUCUGACAUAGAAUUACAGCCGGCAGGGAUGCAAAAACGACAGAUCAGCACAAAGGACACACAAAGGUCAGAGGUCAGGCGUACUCAGAAGGCCCUACGCACUUUGGAACAUAAACUGGACAGAGCUUUCAUUCGCUUCAAUGAGCUGCAGACCAAGAACAGCCACCUGAGAGAGGACGUGCAAACUCUGCAUAAGGAACGCACACGUUUUCAGCAACUACACAAAAGGCUGGAUAGGGAACUUGAGGAGGCGCAAAAGAAAACCGGGGAAGUUAUCAAUGUUUCCAUUGCAGCUUAUGAUGACAGGGCCAAGGCUCAGUCCAAGAUGAUUAUGAUUAGGGAGAAGGCAGUGAAGGACUUUGCCGAUGACAACUCUAAGAUGAAAAGUUUAGAGAUUGAUUUUUUAUUUAAGUCUAGACUGAACGCAUUCAUGACCACCAAAUGCAGUGAGAGGGCUGGUCAAUAUGAUGGCCAGGAGAUGGGACACAGACAUGAGCUAAAGGAGCAGCGGAGGGUGGACUCUGGGGAGGAGUCACUGGAUGCUUUAGAGGAAGUGUUUCAGAGGAUUCAGGUUCUGAGCGGAGAGGACAAUCUGGACAUGCUAGUCACCAGAUUCAUCCAGGUUGCAGACCGAAAUUUUGCAGUCUUCAAUUUUGUGAAUGAGCAAAACAACGAAGUGGAAACACUGAGGGAUCAAAUCAGCCAGAUUCAAGAAAAGAUGGAGCAGUUGCGAGUGAAGGAGUUGCAGCAGGAGCAAGAUCACCAUAGUUCACUGAGAAAUUUUGAUGAACAACUAAACGAAGCACUUCAGGAGGCUGAGGACUAUGAAAACCAAACCAAAAACAUACACAAAAUACUGGACCUUAUUAAAACAGAAGUGAACAACAUCUCUAAGAUAGACUGUGAUCGCUCAGUGAUAGAGAACAUGCUGGAUACCUCUACAGGAAUCAGUGACAACAACAUCAUGUCCUAUCUGGGUCUGGUGGAACAGAAUGCCAAUGAGCUGCUCACCAUACAAGCAUUCCUCAACUCUAAGGAUCUGGAAAAAGCUUACACAAAAGAUUUAGCCAAAUUUCUUUUGGGCCAGAAACCAGAACUGCCUCAGCUGAACGGGAGCAUCCUUCCUGCAGUCAACAGGUCAGUGAGAGAGUACGAUGCAGAAGAGGCUCAAGUCACCAAUGAUGAAGAACGACCACUGUCACGAGGAGAGCUUCAAAAAAGCAUAAUCAACUGGAAAGAGACUUCAGCUCAGCAAGCAGCAACCAAAUCCUCAAAGACCCUUCAGUCAUUCAAUCCAGAGGACCCACUAACCUGAUUGUCUCACACACUGAACCGAAUCAGUCUAAUGUUUUGGGAUUGUCAACAGUUGCCAAAAAGUGCUCCUGAGAUGUGUACUUCCACUGUAAUAAAAUGUUACACGUAACAAAAGUUCUUAUCAUUACUAUCGCUGUUAAACUUCAGUUGAUAGUUAAAUAAUUCACAGUGUAAUUAUUCAUUCACACCAGCAUCCUGUCCAAUUAUUAGUGUUAUUAUUAUACACACAUUGAGUACAAAUAUCGUUUUUUCAAAAUACAUGUAUUGUAUCAUUUUGUUUUAUUAUUUGUUUUGUGUGCUCUUUCACCCUGUGUGUACCCAUUUAUUGCAGAUCUCCUUUUCUUGCAAUAAAAAAAA
Molecule: messenger RNA, 2144 nt
Organism: Sphaeramia orbicularis (orbiculate cardinalfish)
Lineage: Eukaryota; Metazoa; Chordata; Actinopteri; Kurtiformes; Apogonidae
Gene: odad1
Product: outer dynein arm docking complex subunit 1
Biological process (GO): cilium movement; outer dynein arm assembly
Cellular component (GO): axoneme
Source: RefSeq, a predicted model, not a curated record